Scomber japonicus (chub mackerel) is the source of this 1333-nucleotide messenger RNA. RefSeq names its product ribosomal L1 domain containing 1 (gene rsl1d1). The transcript has 9 exons. Gene Ontology annotation, cellular component: 90S preribosome. The record is from RefSeq and is a predicted model, not a curated record. Lineage: Eukaryota; Metazoa; Chordata; Actinopteri; Scombriformes; Scombridae. The coding region runs from base 26 to 1126 and encodes 366 amino acids.
GCACACGUGAAGCAGAGAAGACAGCAUGGCUGAAAAAACAGAGUUAGCGUUGGACCGGUCACAGGUGAAAAAAGCCGUCCAAGCCCUGCAGGCUUUCCUAAAAACUAAGUCCACCAGUGCCUCUCUGUUCUUGGACGAGUCUCAGCAGAUCAGCCUGCUCUUCACCUUCUGGAAGAUCCCGAGACAAGCACAGACCAUCCGCAUUCCCUUGCCCCAUGGCCAGCGAUCAGAGGCAGAGGAGGUCUGUCUGUUCACCAGAGAUGAGCCCAAAAUGACAGCAGACCAGACCCAGAGGUUUUAUAAGAAGUUGCUGGAGGAGAGGGGCGUCAAAAAUGUCACUGAGAUCAUCCCCUACAAGACCUUGAGGACAGAGUACAAACCAUUUGAAGCCAAACGCCGUCUGCUGGGGAACUUCGACAUGUUCCUCUCCGAUGACCGCAUCCGCCGCCUGCUGCCUUCCCAUCUCGGAAAACAUUUCUACGAGAGGAAGAAGGAGCCGCUGUCUGUGAACCUGCAGAGCAAACAGCUGGCCAGAGACAUCCACAGAGUCAUCCAGGGCACCAACAUGAAGGUCACAAACAAGGGCUGCUGCUGCAUGGCUCGUAUUGCUCACUCCGGCAUGACAGCAGAUGAGGUGACAGAAAACAUCGAGGCUGCUGUUCAAACAGUGGUGGCCAAACUAAAUAUGAAAGGACCACUGGUGAAGAUUAUCCACUUAAAGAGUCAAACCUCAGUGGCGCUGCCCAUCUACACCUCAGACCUGGGCGACCUCACCGUGCUGGAUGAAGCACAGAAGCAGACUCAGCAAAAGCGAGAUGCUGCCAAAAAGAAAAACACAGAGGACGUAAAGCAAACAGACACCACCGCAGAGGGAAAGGCAGAGGGGAAGAAGGCGGCGAAGGGAAAGAAAAAGAAGGUGGAGGAGGAGGAAGAAAUCCCACAGCUGGUUCCCAUAGAAACACCGAGCAAAAAGCCCAAACUGGAGCAGUCUGCUAAAAAGAAGCAGCUGAAGAAAGCACCCAAACCUGCCCUAGUGAAGAAAGGAGCAAAAGCUCAAGGCAAAAUGACCAAGAAGGCUGGCAAGAGUGACUCCAAAGUAAAAAGGAAAGUGCCUAAAGUGAAAUAACCAUCAGUGGCACAUCACCUUUUCAACAUGGACUUUUGACACAGUAUCUAGGAGCAGAUUGUUUAUAGAGUGAUUGGUGGGUAUAUUCAGCCUGGUUUGUUUUGUUUGCUCGACUGAAGCAAAUUAUAAACGUUUCUAUUGGAAAAGAUCUAUGGCUAUGUUGUGUUUUCUACAUGCUUUGUAAGAAUAAAAUGCUUAUGACGCUCA